AUGGGGCGGCGUGGAAAACUACCAUUGAAAUUGAAACCGAAGGAAAGAGCAAGGAGAAUAACAUUUGCAAAGAGAAGAAGUGGUCUAAUCAAGAAGGCUUACGAGUUAAGCACACUUUGUGAUGUUAAAGUUUGCUUAAUCGUGAACGACUACACCAACCAACCCUCGGAGCCUGUAGCCACAUGGCCUAAGAAUCCUCGUGAAGUUAGGGCCCUCAUCAAUGAUUACAUAACUGCCAUGACUCUAAAACCAGCCUCCAAAAGACUUCUUACCAUGGCAGAUUUCUUAAACGACCGUAUCCAGAAAGUCAAUGCAGAGACUGAGAAAGUGAGCCACACUCAAACCAUGACCACCACUACUACUAAGUCUAAGAGCAGCUAUCAGGAAAAGCUUGUCUUAGGAGAAAGUUACAUUGCUGAGCUCUCUGGGACUGGGACUGGGAACCAGCUUUCUGAGUUUGUUUCUGAUUUGGAUAACAAAAUUGAACAAGUGAAUGAGAGAAUGAAGCAUUUGAUUCAUGUCUACCAUUAUAAUCAUUUUGGUAUGCAAGAGCCAUUGAAUGGUAGUAGUAGUGGUAGUAGUAGUAGUACUAGUACUUAUGAUGUGCAACCUAGCUUUGCUCAAUAUUAUUCUCCUCAUGAUCCUCAUCAGGCCAUGGCUGCAGCUACUCAAAUGUACCAACAGCAGCAGCUUCAGUUUCCUUAUUAUAAUGAUAACAAACCCCAACCACUACUGCAGCAGCAGCAGCUGCCUUGGAUUCAUGAUCAGCCAAGCUCUUCUUCCUCAAAGGCUCUAGUUCCUUUCAAUCCCAGCUCCCAAACGGUGUCGUUUGAUGAUCAUUAUAACAAUGGCUCCUUUACAUGGCUGUUGACCUCUGAUGAUUAUGCAGCUGAUCAGUACUAUAGCUCUAGUAGUACUAAUGGUACUACUACUGCUCUUCUAGAAGGACAAGGUGAUAUGAACAUUAUGUUCAACAAUAAUAUUCCUCUUAUGUUGGAAUCUGGAGAAGCACUGCACCAAAAUGACCAGAAUGGAAUGAUGUUGUCUAACAAUCCUAUGGUGCUGCCUUAUGUGAACCAGUCAUUAUGUGGUAAUAAUAUUUUGUUCAACAAUAAUCUGUUUUUAAGUUGA
Molecule: messenger RNA, 1131 nt
Organism: Humulus lupulus (European hop)
Lineage: Eukaryota; Viridiplantae; Streptophyta; Magnoliopsida; Rosales; Cannabaceae
Product: MADS-box protein defh21-like
Exons: 1
Coding region: 1-1131 (376 amino acids)
Biological process (GO): positive regulation of transcription by RNA polymerase II
Molecular function (GO): RNA polymerase II cis-regulatory region sequence-specific DNA binding; protein dimerization activity; DNA-binding transcription factor activity, RNA polymerase II-specific
Source: RefSeq, a predicted model, not a curated record